Messenger RNA from Thunnus maccoyii (southern bluefin tuna), 2882 nucleotides. RefSeq names its product transmembrane and immunoglobulin domain containing 1 (gene tmigd1). The transcript has 6 exons. NCBI's taxonomy places the organism in Eukaryota, Metazoa, Chordata, Actinopteri, Scombriformes, Scombridae. Gene Ontology annotation, biological process: cell-cell adhesion. Gene Ontology annotation, cellular component: cell-cell junction. Gene Ontology annotation, molecular function: cell adhesion molecule binding. Bases 1023 to 1835 code for a protein of 270 amino acids. The record is from RefSeq and is a predicted model, not a curated record.
CUGACAUGCUGGAGUCAGUCAGCAGAGCCCUGAAGCUUACCCUACCCCUGAACAGAGAGGAACGGCUCACUGAUCGCUGAUUCACACACAGGAACAUCUGAAAGAAAAAGCAGCCAAGAAAUACCGAGUCAUUGUCAGGUAAGUACCUCUAGUCCUUUCAGGAUGCAAAACAUUUAUGUUUGAGUGCACCACUGUACAAGUUAUCAUAAAAUUGAUAAGCAUAUGUUUUAGUGUAUUUCCUAAGUAUAGUUUAUUUUAUGGGUAUAAAUCCAGAGACCACUGAUGUUACUGGUGUAACCUGCUUUAAAAUAAACUGUUAAUCUAUGAUUUUUUGAGUACAUUUGCUUAACUGUUAACUUCUUCUAACACUGGAGGGAACAUAAUGUAACAAUGAAUUGUGUUCCUUUUUGGAUAAAAAUCCACUUUGUGCUCAUGCCUCAACAGAAAAAUUAGGUUACUCUAACUAAACAAUUACAUUUUCUUUAAUGCUUUAAUAUCUCAUAUUGUGACAUUCCAGAAAUCCCUUCUUAUGUUUUACUAAGGAUUUCUUACUUUAGACCCCUUUAGACACAUCACAUUUUGCAUGCAAAAAUUUUUAGAUGACAUGUCACAUACUUCUUUGAUUUAAAUGGUUUUCACUGCUGCUUGAUCAUCUUUGCUUACGUAUUAUUAUACAUUGCAUAUUCUUUGUACAGCAGAGUAAUUGUGGCCUUGUGUGUUUUAUUUUUCUGAUUGUUUUAGGCAUAUUACAACGGCACAGGAGAAAGUUUAAGCUAGCAAAGAAACUUUGAGAUCGACUUCAGGGAAAGGGAUUUAUACUGAGGGGGGAAACACAGAUGAUUAAUGUGUCAAGUUUUUCUGCUGUUUUCAUGGGCCUCUGGUGGUUGGCCUGGACUUUAAAAUGUCGCAGAUGAUUGGUAGCCUAACAAGGUUGAGCAAAUGUCUGCAGUCUGUCAAUGCAACACGUCUAGAGCUGCAACUUCAUAUUUUUUUUCUGCUGAAAAGUACUCAAGAUUCUGUGAAUGAGAAAUUCAAAUAAAUGCUCUUUUUUAUUAUCUUUCCCUAACCUCCAGGUUCAUUUAAGGAAGCAUAAGAUGAUGUUGAUGUUCAGAUCCCCUCUUUUCCUUUUGCUCCUCUACUGUGCAACCCAGACAUUAGGUGUCAAGAUCGAGUCUGUCCCAGGCAUCAACAGUGAGGGAUUUAUAGAGACAGAGCUGAAGAAGACAGUGUCUCUGUUCUGCAGCUCUGAGGCUGAUGAGGAGUUGGUCUGGCUCAGGAAUGGCGCUUUGGUCAAUCUGAUGGAAGGAAAUAACAAGGGUCGCAGCAGCGUGUGUGUCACACCCGUCAUCUAUGAAGACAACGAUGCAACUUUCACCUGCCACCUCGGCAGAAAUACCACAGUUAGGGACUCAGUUACCCUGAAUGUCACAUAUCCCCCAGCGCUCUCUGGCUCAGACGAGGUUGCAGUAGAAGAUGCAGCCAUGCUUGUCCUGCGGUGUGAUAUCUGGGCCAAUCCACCAGUCUCAUCUGUGUCCUGGACUCUAAAUGGAAGCGCAGUGGAUCUAUUAGGAGGUGGCUUCACAGUGACCAAUGAUGGUUUUACAAGCCAGCUAACCACCAACAGGGUGUUUGAAAGCUUGCAUGAAGGCACGUAUCAGUGCACAGCAAUCUCCUCAGUCUAUGGAGAGUACAGCAAGGCCUUCCAUGUCACAGUAACAGAAAAGACCAUGAAGUUCCCGCUGAUGCCUAUGAUAGCAGCGCUGGUGGUGGUGUGUCUUACUGCGCUUCUUGCGGUUGUUUCACGCUGGGACAAAAUUACAAAGUGCUGCAAGUAAGUCCUGCCCAAAAUGCCAAAUGGUCAUCUCUACUUCAUUGAAUGAGAGAAAUCAUGAAGAUACCGCCCCUCUCUUUGUGUGCAAAAGACUGUGAUUAUUCCUUUACAUAGUCUUUUAUACCAAAGUUAUUUGACAUUUGUUAAAUGGAUGGUUUGACAUUUUGGGGAAUACAUUUAAUCGCUGUCUUGCUGAGAGUUAGAUUAGAGGAUACCACUCUCACAAAGGCUGGAGUCAGGUGAAACAUCUAGUCUGGCUAGCUGGUUUUUGUACAGAUUAAGUGAACGAGAUAUAUCAUGUUAGCAAGCUUUAUAUAUGCUGGGAGUUACUUUUUGACAGAGUCACGCUAUCUGUUUCUCCCAUUUACAGUCUUUGUGCUAAGCUAAGCUAACCAGCUGCUGGCAAAACCUUCAUAUUGUGGUAUCAAUCUUCUCAUCAAACUCUGGCCAAGAAAGUUAGUAAGCAUAUUCCCCAAAAGAUCUGACAAAAUGUAACAUUCUGUACUGUGUUAGCUCUUUGUCAUAUCAACUAUUGAUUAUGGCAGGAUUAUCUAUGAAGUCUAGACUCAAUAUCACCUUGAGAUCGUCCUUGGACUUGUUUUUUAUUGUGUCAUGCGACCUCACCCUGUGAUGCAAACUUUUAAGACACCACCACCUGUUUUGUUGUUAAUAUCUUUGCAAUAAAACUUUUUUUGUUUCCUCACAAAACCUAAAAGCACACUGACAUUGUGGGGAAACACACAUAUAUUAAUUUUGAUAUAUUAAAAGUAAUAUAAUAGUGGAUUAUGGUUUAGGGAUAGAAUUUGUGAAGUCAAUGGAGAUCCUCUUUUGAAUACAUGGCAGAAAUUUGCAUAAAACACAGUGUUAUCAUAUCUCUGGAUUUUGAAAUAUCUAACAUUGUAUUUUUAUUUUUUCAAGGUCAUUUUACAUACAUAUUUUAAUACAGUUAUUACAUAUUAUACUUUCAUGUUUGACACCACAAUUUUCUAAUUGCUAAUGUAUAAUAAAUCUAAUAUAUGUUACCCAAGUACAAUAUUGUUCACAUGUUGUC